CAGCGGCAGCAAUGAACUACACUUCCCAUUGCACUUAAGCAACGGAAGCGACGUAAACAGCAGAGAGAAUUGGAGCGUUCGGGUAAAAAUGGCUGAAUAUUUAGCUUCGAUAUUCGGGACUGAGAAGGACAAAUCGGGGCCUGCCGGCACGGGGACCGGUGCUCCCGGCUUCACAACAAACCGACUUUCAGCCAGGCCCACCCUACCGCCCCACUUCUUUCUCAUGGGACCUCUUCAAGUUCUUCUCCCAACCUUCAGGCCUUUCUCGCGGGGACUUGGUCACGCCCCCACCAUAGUGCUGCUCAACCUGUACCGGAAUCCACAGAACACUGCCCAAACCGCAGACGGAUCGCACUGUCACGUGAGCGAUGUGGAGGUGCAAGAACACUAUGAUAACUUCUUCGAGGAAGUGUUCACGGAACUGCAGGAGAAGUACGGGGAGAUUGAAGAGAUGAAUGUGUGCGACAACUUGGGGGAUCACCUCGUGGGCAAUGUUUAUGUCAAGUUUCGGCGGGAGGAGGAUGCAGAGCGGGCAGUGGCUGAACUCAAUAACCGCUGGUUCAAUGGGCAGGCUGUGCAUGCCGAGCUGUCUCCAGUCACUGACUUCCGGGAAUCAUGCUGUCGACAGUAUGAGAUGGGGGAAUGCACCCGCGGUGGUUUCUGCAACUUCAUGCACCUGCGACCCAUCUCCCGCAACCUUCGACGGCAGCUCUAUGGGCGGGGACCCAGGCGCAGGUCACCCCCAAGGUCCCAUGCUGGCCACCGUCCUCGAGAAAGAAAUCGGCGACGGUCCCCAGACCACCGGCAUGGCCGUUUCUGAGACCCUGACCCUCCUGCCCUCUGCCCCUGGCAGGCACAGAUGUUCCUGGCCAGGACCCCUCUUCAAAGGUCUCUUAACUCCCCAGCACCAUCUUCUCCAGGCUCCGGGUCUCCGUGAUGUAAUAUGUUCAACACAGGGACCUUCUCCUACCACCCUUCCUCUAAUAAAGUUCUGUAUUGAGGGUUUAGAGCUUCGUUGUUAGCUUGAGCCUAGCUGUGGGCUGGUUUCCUUCCACCCCCGCAUCUGAUGAAAAGGGGAAGUGGCGCUGGGCUCUGGCCACAAAUUCUGCCAAGGAAGGUGGGGAAGCAGCCUGCCCAGGGGGCUAGAGGGACUGUUUGGGUGGGGCUGCCGUUUUGCUGGAGACUUCAGCAUAUCCAUCUGAGGCAUCUCAAGGGGAAUACAAUUGGCUGUGUCAGGUUGGAGGAGACUGGGGUUUGGAGCUAAGGUUCCCUGGAGGCUUCAGAGGCAGAGGACUCAUGGAAGGAGGUCUCUCUGCCUCCAGUCCUAGGAAGCUGCUGCGUCUGGAAUCCCAGCCCCUGUCGCGCCUCCUGGACGAGCUGGAGGAGCUGGUCGUGCUGCUGGAUCCCAAGCCUGGGCCUGGUGGGACGAUGUCCUAUGGCACCACCCGACACCUGGCUGCAAGAUACGGACUGCCUGCUGCCUGGUCCACCUUUGCCUACUCACUGCGGCCCAGUUGCUCACCUCUUCGGGGCCCUGAUCGAGAUGGUGGCAAAGGAGCCCUCUGCCUCUCUGGGCCAGCUUGGCACACACCUGGCCCACAUAGGACAGGCAGACGCACUGAAGGUGCUGUCCAAACUUGGUUGAUCUGGGGCUUGCCUGGCCUAGUACUCAACAAAAAUAAAGUUUCCCUUGAAGUAA
Sus scrofa (pig) is the source of this 1699-nucleotide messenger RNA. It is a transcript of the gene U2AF1L4, whose product is annotated as U2 small nuclear RNA auxiliary factor 1 like 4. Gene Ontology annotation, molecular function: RNA binding; metal ion binding. Gene Ontology annotation, biological process: mRNA splicing, via spliceosome. NCBI's taxonomy places the organism in Eukaryota, Metazoa, Chordata, Mammalia, Artiodactyla, Suidae. Gene Ontology annotation, cellular component: U2AF complex. The record is from RefSeq and is a predicted model, not a curated record.